Molecule: messenger RNA, 690 nt
Organism: Aspergillus homomorphus CBS 101889
Lineage: Eukaryota; Fungi; Ascomycota; Eurotiomycetes; Eurotiales; Aspergillaceae
Exons: 3
Coding region: 79-468 (129 amino acids)
Source: RefSeq, a predicted model, not a curated record
CUUCCCUACAUGAUUCACUUGACAUACUUUUAUUUACUUCUCAACCCAAUCAAUCCCCAUAGCGAACCUUAUUUGACAAUGUUCAAUUCAAGCAGGGCACUGGGCGUCGCAUACAGGGGGAUUUCCCUCGAAACUCUAUUCAAAGAUGCGGGAUCAGGAUUCGGCAACACUGUGAAUACUGCCAGUACAGUUAUCGAGAACAAAUACCCAGCGGUCGUUGAGGGAAGGAUUCAGGGCUCGAAACCUCACCAUUCCAGCAGAGACAGGAACGAUCCCAAGAAAGUGGUCACUGUGGGGUACCAUACCAAGAAUGGAACAAGGUUACUGUCCAUUCAUGCACAUGAGGACGGCACCUGGAAAGAAUUCAUCUCGCGGGCAGGCAGAUCCGCUUCUGCGACGCAGUCGACCCAUGAUUCCCCUCCCGAGUCAGAGUCCCAGGGCGAUCAUCAAUCAAAGGGAAAGGCCUGAUGUCGGGGGUAGCCAUGCCCAAUUCUGCGAACCAUUUGUCGUAUACGGCUAUAGCUUCUUGAUAUUGCUGUCGGCUAUGUCUCUUUCUAAUAUACACCAACCUCUAUCCAUUGAUUCAUGUGUACCUCAGUCAGUCGGAGUCCUGUAUCUAUCAAGGUGCAUAUCCUGUUUAUACAUACAUCUAUGCGUUGAAGUUUAUCGUGUGUUCUCACACGACGCAGC